CGUUCCUGUGUGAUCACGUGUGUUACUAUUGAAUGUUAAAUCGACUGCACUGUUGGAAAUUUUUUGAGAUUUCAAGGAAGCUAUUAUAGUGAAAAGCACGAUUUCCUGAAAUUUCAGUGGAACUUAAACACGAUCAAAAUUCCCAGAAUUUGGCACGGAAAAUUCAGAAGAAAAUUUUUAACAGUGCGACGCAAGUGAAUCGCUCAUCGAACACUUCACAUCAACAAUGAUAUUCCAACGGCAUUAAUAAAGCUUCAGAAUUGCAAUGAUCCAUUGAUAAUUGGCUGACGCAUACCUGGUCAGCCCUGAGUGCAUGACCACUCGCUACCAAUAAAAUCAUCAUCUCAAUUAAUUCGCUGAUGAUUCCAAGCGUUGUGACUCGAGUGAAGGGUAUCUGGACGCAUUGAGAGACUGUGGUAGGGACCAAGGCCUCCCCAGUUUGCUGGUGAAACCGUGAGAUGGCUAACAACAACUAAUGGAGCUGAAAUGGACAGAACAGAGGCGGCACCGCUGACCAGUGAAAGGAGAUAUGGAAUUUUUAGAACAGGACUGGCCGCUGCCCUAGUCCUAAUUAUCGUAGUCGCUGCUGCUGGUAUUGCAUUGCUAUUUGGAAUAAGAAAUGCGACAAUUUUACUGGGAAUUCUGUUGCCACUUAUGGUACUGAGCGCUGUAAUUGCGCACCUGUGGCUCUGGUUGCUGCACAAACGCGCCGCCAAGAGACGAGAGAGAGCUGCGAAUGAGUGGGUGUCUGCUACACUAGCACGACAGAGCCAGGGACACGUGUCCUCGAGCCCGGGGAGCGGAAAUCCUGAUGCUUGGUUCAAGGGAUUCUCUCAGCGAUCUUCGGGAUACACACCGCCCCCCGGAUAUCACAUGGUCGAGUCGAGUAAUUAAAUUCGUGGGAUGUUAUCUUAGGGGCUCUGGAGCGAAAGGACUCAAUUGUUAAUUUAGUUGGGAAAUUUAAUAAAUAUUUAU
This is a messenger RNA of Diachasma alloeum, 975 nucleotides long. RefSeq lists its product as uncharacterized. The record is from RefSeq and is a predicted model, not a curated record. The transcript has 5 exons. NCBI's taxonomy places the organism in Eukaryota, Metazoa, Arthropoda, Insecta, Hymenoptera, Braconidae. The coding region runs from base 487 to 894 and encodes 135 amino acids.